Messenger RNA from Aphanomyces astaci, 1681 nucleotides. RefSeq lists its product as hypothetical. NCBI's taxonomy places the organism in Eukaryota, Oomycota, Saprolegniomycetes, Saprolegniales, Verrucalvaceae. The record is from RefSeq and is a predicted model, not a curated record. The transcript has 6 exons. The coding region runs from base 11 to 877 and encodes 288 amino acids.
GCAUUUGGCAAUGAGUAGUCGCUGGGCGAGUGAAAAUGAAGAGCCCACCCUCGACGACCUCGUGUCGUAUGCUAACAACGAAGCGUACGCGUUAAACUUGAUUGACGAGCCCAUUCCGACGUCCAAAUACACUCUGCGAACGCCACAGAAGGCUCGAGCGGGCGAUAUUCCCCCGCCGCCAAGCUCCGUCCGUCCGCCGAAUGCAAGGCGGCUUUCAACUCGGUCCAUCUUGAACCUUCAGUCGGACAUGCUUGGAGGCGAUGAUGGCGCGAUGAGUGAAACUGCGUCGACAGAGGGCGACACGGAGAUGUGUACAAGUCCGUUCGAUUUGAACGUGCUCGAGCAAUUGACAUUGACGAAUCUCCGUGGAUCGUUUAGCAGUUCUAAUCAAUCCCCGUUGCCAACGUCGUCGUCGUCCCAGGCAUUUCACAUGAAAUCCAUUUUAAACCAAGUCCUUCCAGAUGAACGCGACGACGAAGACGACGCCAACAACCAGGAGUCGUCCACCCGUCGUCCGUGUAUGUCUGCUUGGUCCGAAAGUGUGACCCCCUACAAUCGAACGCACGAAGAUCAACGCAUGAAACUGCGCUUGACACGCAUGCGAGCCCAAAUGCAAUUGACCAUCAGCCGUCUGCAGCGACAGAAUGAGGACUUGCGGGCUGCGCUAGCCCUGUCGAAAGCAACGAGUGCGAAGCGGGAGAAGCAGCUCGCCGCAGACCACGCGUUCAAGUUGUCGUCCAAGGAGGUUUCAAAGCAAAACACAACAACAUACAUGUGUAUUGUAACAGCCCUCGAAACUGUAGCGCCAAAUCAGUCACUUGAAAAAGCAACUGGCCGACGCCACCGCCACGGUGAAAAGUGCUCAAACCCACUUUGACAUGGAGCUAUCGUCCCUCUCAACCCAAGUGGCCGACCUCAAGUUUGAAAACAAGCUGAUGCAAACUGCCUACGAAAACGGACGGUCGACGUGGCGCGCCACCAACCACACUUGACUAGUGCUAUGUACUACACUAGUAUUCCCAAAUCCAACGACUAGUUAGUAUAUUUUAUGCGCUGUUGCUAAACUUGACUCGGAUGUCGUCUUCGCCCAUGAACCCUGCACUAACUCCGGAUGUGUUGCCACCAAACAACCGUCGCUCCCACGUGUUGAUGUCAAAGUAAAUGAACUGCGCCACGCCGCUGCCUUCGUUUGGCUGCCGCUUGAACCAGAGCUUGAGCUCGACGUGGUAGCGCCACUCGCGGAUGUACAGCUCCUGCGCCGCAUAGGCUUGGACCACGUCCUUGGGCAUGGCGUAAAAGACAAAGAAGAGCGUUUCUAGCUGGAACUUGCUCAAGUGCGUCGUCUUGAGCACGGGCGGCUGGUUGUAGUAGCACGCGGGCAGGUUGAACUGCGGCUCCUUUGUGCUCGGGCCGUCUGCCCACGGCGACGCAAACGUCUGAUGCAGCGAUCUACAGCCACACAAGUUCAUUCGUCGGUGGACAUUGUAUAUAUUGUCGAUAUUUGAUACAAACAGGAGGAUCGAUCACGACAAAUGUGAUGUACAGUACACUAGCAUCGGCAGAAGAAUCGAGCCCAUCGGAUUCCAGAAAACACGAAUUAGUGUGUGAGAAUGAAAUUAGUGUGAAUACAAGCGUCAAAGUAAAAGGACAAUCAUAUACAAGAAGCAGCAAAGCAACGCAC